GUGCUCAACAACCACAAGUACUUGUGGAAUGACGCGAGGACCAGCGUCACGCUGUCUAAGGUCGAGCACAAUCGCCAGCAGCUCAUCUCCAACCCUGAUCAGGUCCAAGAAGAAGGGGGUCUCCCUCCGGUUCCGCAUAACCCCUUCAAGCGCACGCGCGGGGGCAAGAAGAAGAAGCGAUUGCAGACAGCGGGAAAGGAGGAGACGCCCAAGAAGGUCGCCAAGGAGGACCCGAAUAAGAAACCAAAGCGGGACGAUCGAAUUCCCGAGAAGGAGUGGAAAUUGAUUGCCGAUGCAGCGAAAAAGGUUCAAGGUGAGCGCAGGGCUUAUGUUCCAGGAGAGCUGGUGUACUUCUGGUCGCCCAAGGGGAACAAGGGCCGUUACCGCAAGGAUGUUGGAUGUUGGCGUGGACCGGGCGUUGUCUUGGUGCCUGAUGGACACGAACGCUACUUUGUGUCCUGGCGGGCGCGCUUCUUACUCUUGGCCUCGGCAAACCUCAAAGGAGCUGGUCAGGAGACAGCGGCAGACCAGCAGCCAGCUUCGGUGGAAGGAGAUGCAGGCGGAGAUGGAGAAAGGUUCUGGCCACAAGCCGAGGAGAGCCGUAACCGGAACAGGACAAAGCCCGCCGUCUUCUUGGAAAGCGUGCUCAGCGAGAACCGCCCCAAGAUGAAGCAGAACAACCAGAACAACCUCUUCCACUGGGGCCUCGUGUCGAUGAUGUUCAAGACCAGAGUCGUGAAGCUCCACCGGGUCAUCUUCAAGAUCUAUGGGAUCAAGCUCCACCAGCUGCGCGUGAAGCUGAACCCAGGUGGUGCUGGCGAAGCGUCCCAGGAAGUCUCCACAAAGCGUUUGCGUACCAACGACAUGGUCAACUUCGUCUUGACCUCGGUGAGUGGGAUUGAGCUUGGUGUCUUGUCGCCGGAGGCUGCCUUGAACAACGAGUGGCUCAAGAAAGGAAGCAUCUUCAAAGGCCUGGUCCUAGAGGGAAGGAAGGGGCGCAUCACCCUGAUGAUUGGGCAGGACCCGCAGCAGGUUUUGAUUGCGGAGGAAAAGCCAGAAGAUGUGUUCGCCGAGGAGACCUGUGAAGGUGCCGAACCAAGAAGUUGUCCACGCUGCCUGGCCUUUGCCGAUGUUCGGGACAACAUCCUCAGCAGCCACGCCUUUCUCCUGAAGAUGAAGGCCAAUGGCAAGGAGCUCGACCCACGGUUCUUUGACGAGACGGAGCGCCGGGCCUUUGACAAGUCUGAUCAGAAGGAGUGGCAGGCCUGGCUCGACAACCAUGUCAUCGAGCAGUUGGGGCCUGAUGCUGCGAGAAAGGUUCCUCAGGCACGGAUUUUCAAAGUCCCGGCCCGGGUGGUGAGAACGAACAAGGCUGCAGCUGGAUGCAAGGACUUACUUGCGAAGUCCCGCCUCGUGCUCCCCGGUCAUAUGGACCCAGACGUGUUGCAAGGUGGUCUCAGGAAAGAGCGUGGCUCGAGACCUCUGCUCUACUGCCGUCCCCCUCGAGACCUGUCUGGAAUGGGAGCUGUGGUCCUGUGGCGCAUUCUUAAGAGUGCCUAUGGACCGGCGGAAGCGCCGAGGCUAUGGUACAUGCAGGCCAAGGACCUCUUGACGAAGUGCGGCUUCAUCGAGGUGCCCUUUGCUCCCGCCACGUUCGUGAAGCUCCGGACUGAAAAGGGGCAGGCGAUUACGGUGGCCAUCCUCUGUCUGUGUGUGGACGAUGGCUUCCUUGCCGUUGAGGAUGGCAGAGAGGCUUUGGAAACCCAGAAGGUCAUCGACAACCGCUUCUCCAUCAAGGAGUGGAUUGAGAUCAACGAGAAGCCUGUGACCUACCUGGGGAUGAAGAUUUCCAUCAAGCAGGGCAUGUUCGUGAACGACAUGACUUCAGGAGGUGGACGUGCUUGGUCUCAAAGAGUUCCGCCGGCUGAUUGCUCGAAUCCGCUGGUCCACUGGCCUGUCCACCUCGUGCUCCCCGAGCUCUUGUGCCAGGUGAGCCUGCUGGCUCAAAAGGUGAGCCAUGCCACGUGGAACGAUCUGAAAGAGGCGAACAAGCUGUUGUCCUCUUGGCCACGGCUGGAAAAGCUAAGACUUGGCCGCACAAAGAGGAGAGGUUCAUUUCUUGGUGGAGCCCGACGUCCUGAAGAAGGCAAAGGCAACCUCCUCGAGUUCCACAGCAACAAGAUCAGCAGAGUGGUUCGGAGCAGUAUGGCCGCCGAGUGCUGUUCUAUGUCAUCCAGCGCGGACCGCUUGGUGUGCAACAUGAAGUUGUGGGACGCACUGCACUACGGAGCACUCGUCACAUCUUCGACGUGGCGGUGCGAGAUCAAGACGCAGGGCCACCUUGUCACCGAUGCGCGGAGCCUCUUCGACCACGUACACGGCUCAAAUCAGCUGCCUGCAGAGAGACAGACCAGCCUCGACAUCUCUGGCAUCCGCCAGAUGGUCCAGGAACAGCUAGUGGCUCUACAUUGGGUACCAACGUGGCGCCAAUACGCUGACUGUCUGACUAAAGCGAUAGAAGAUGUUCUUUACCAGUGCUUCAAGCAGCACGGCAGGCUCAACGUAAAGCAGUCUCGCGAGGAUGCCAGGGAGGAAGAACGUCGCGCACUUCUCCGCAGGGCACAGCGCGAGAGGCGUAGGAUUAGGAUCAAAGCAGCUGAUAAGUCAACACAUUUUGUUUCCGAUGUGAAGAACACAGUUGCAUGA
Symbiodinium necroappetens is the source of this 2706-nucleotide messenger RNA. The record is from the annotation of a GenBank genome assembly. Lineage: Eukaryota; Dinophyceae; Suessiales; Symbiodiniaceae.